AUGGCAACGUUCGUUGAAGGCGAGGACUCUCGGUAUCCCGUUGAAGACAUUACGGCCGUGAAGCGGGUCUUUGGGAAGUUUUAUUUUAGAGUCAAAUGGAAGGACUAUGACAGCUCCUCGGACGACACAUGGGAGCCAAUCGAAUCCUUUCAGCGUUCGACAAACUUCGACUCCUCAAGCAGCAGCAGCAGCAACAGAAGCAACAGCGCAGGCAGAAUAAGCAGCAGAGACGAUGGCGGCAGCAGCACUGACAGCGCGGACUCAGACGAAGAGAAGGGAUGUAGGGAGCUCGUGGAGUCGCUGCAACGCCAGCAUGACAAGCAGUUGCCCACCGGAAUUUCGCCAUUAACAGCGGCAGCGCGUAAAUGCGAUGAAUCGGCUGAGGGGACGCUGCAGCUGCUUCGCGAAGAAGAUUCGGAACAAACUCAGUUUGGCUUUGAAGAUCUUCUGGCCGCCGUAGAGGGCAGCACGCGGCAUGGAGAGCUGCAGCAGCAGCUGUCUGCACUGUCUGCUCCUACGCGCCGCGCUGCUGCUGCUGUUGCUGCUGCUGCUGAAGCAGCAGCAACAGGCGACAGCGACGCAGCUGAAGCAGCAGCAGAGGCUGCUAAGCAGCUGCAGCUGGACUCGGGUGUGCUCCCAGAAAGGCUACCGAUGCACAAGCAGCAGUUGCAGUUGAGGAAGCAGCAGUUCGACUUCGCACAGCGCGAUGCAUCCAAGUGGAUUCCCUUGGUUCAGCAGCAGCGGCAGCGACAGCAGCAGCAGUUCGGAUACACUGCAGCAGCUGCUGCUGCUGCCUCGACGCGGACCGUACAGCAGGCUGCAGCACUGAUGAGGCCGCAGGGAUUCGAACAAGCGCUGCUGGAUGCAGUCAACAGCUGCAACACUGAGCAGCAGCAACUGCAGCAGGAGCAGGCACUGGCACCGGCUGAUCCGAUCAGAAGACGCCAAGAGCAGCAGCAGGCCGCGCGCUUGCGAUUUCUUCUCUCUCAAGAGCACCGACGCCUGCACCGCCUCAAGAGAAUAAAGGCCAAAGAGGGCAGGAAGAAGCGGCGGCAGCUGGAGACGCGUCAGCAGCAGCAGCUGCUGGAGCGGCUGCAGCAGGAAAAUCCGGAGCUUGCCCAGCAGCUGCAGCAGCAGCUGCAGCAGCAGCAUGCGCAACAGCGUCUUUUGCGCCAACAAAACGCGAGAGCCAAGUGGGCUCGUAUCGCUCAAAGAUUCGGUGGCAGGGAUAUGCAGGCGGAGAUCAGCAGGCAGCAACAACGCGGACUGGACGAUAGGAGGGCCUUGGAAAAGGCUGCAAAGGGGCAGCAAGAAACCGACGAAAGCGAGAGUGACGGCUCUGGAAGCGCUGAGGAGGACAUAGAGGAUGAGGCGAGAACCCCGAAGACUGCGGGGGAGAAGCUCGCUCUGCUGCGCUCUGCUGCUGCUGCUACUACUGCUACUCGUCGAGGCACAGGAGAUGAGGAUGCAGAGACACCUGAACUACCGAACAAAGGCCUGUUUGCCCUUCCCUUCUUGCGGAACGGCAUAGAGAAGGCGAGGCAGGAAGCAGCGGCCCUCAAAGCCAAGAUCGAGAGGCGCAGGCAACAGCGUGCAGCAGGCAUCCCUAGCAGCAGCAGCAGCGGCAGCAGCAGCGGCGAAGAGGAGGAAGAGGACGCGAGCAGCGACUCUGGAAGCGGCGAGAGCGAAGGAGAAGGGUCUGAUGAGGUUGGUGAGGGCAUGGCCGCAGGCAGUAGCAGCAACCCUGCAGCAGCAGCAGCAAAGCUCCGUGCCGCUGCUGUGAGACGAGGAAUGAAGAGAAGGAAAGAAGCAAGGGCAGGGGUAGCUGCUGCCUGUGCGACAGCGACUGCAAUCCUCGAAGCUGACCAGCAGCAGCUAAAGGAGGCCGAGGCCUAUGUUGCUUCGCUGCUUGACGGGGGUGGUGGUUUGGAAGCCUUAAUGAACCCUACGGAGGCAGUAGCAGAGGUUAAAGGCCCUUGCCAGCAGCAGCAGCAGCAGCAGGAGGAGAAAGAGCAGCAGGAGGAGCAGCAGUUGCCGGUGCAGGGAGGGAAGCAAAAUGGCGAGGAGGCGGAGAAUGAAGGUCUACAUGUGUCCUCAAAGGCAGCCAUUGCGUUGCUCUCCCGCACUCUUGAGCAGCAGAAGGCAGAGCAGCAGGAGCAGCGGAAGAAGAAGAAGAAGCAGCAGCAGCGAGACUACGCGAAAGAGGCAGCUAACAAGCAGGCUGAGGCCGAAGCGCAUCUCAAGAGGCAGAGGGAAGGGCACUGCGACACGAGUCCUUCCAACCCGUGGCUGCAGCAGCAGAAAAAAAGCAAAGGCGGCAGCAACGCAAAGGCAGCACCCGCCCCUGUUGCUGAGGGAAAGUCAGAACCCUUCAAGACACUUCAGGACGGUUUACAAGACUUCUUGCAAAGCGUGGCAGAUGACGCCGGUGCUCCAGACGAAGACGCAGAUGCCACUGACCCCGCUUGCUCGGAGCGGAAGCUGGAAAAGCGGCAGCAGCGACAGCAUCAACAACAACGCAGGGAGGAUCAAGGCCUGCUGGUGCAGCAGGCAUUUGUAGAAGGCGAUGAGGAGGCAAUGUUUCGGGCGGAGGCAGCAGAAGAGGCAGCUGAAGGGAAGGAAGAAGACUCUUCCUUCCUACCCGGUUGGGGAACGUGGGCAGGAGCCGGUGCGAAGAAGCCACGCCGAAGGGCUACAGCUGGCGCUGCGGCUGCAGCCGUAGCUGCUCCUGCAGUUGGGAAAGCCUUAGUCGUUCUCAAUACGAAAGACGAUAAGAAGAGUAGCAAAUAUUUCGUUUCCCAACUGCCCAAGUAUGUUCAGCCGGAGGAGUAUGCGGCGAAGAUGCGGCAGGCUGUGGGCCCUGAAUGGAAUAGCGCAAUGGCGCACAGGAGACUCAUUGCUCCUAGGGUGGACGUUCGAGUGGGAGCUGUAGUCCCCCCCCUCCAGUCUGCGAAAUUGUUGGAGCCAGAAGCUAGAGAAACGCUUCUUAACCUUUGGACACUGAAGGGCAGCAAAAAGAAGAAGAGCCGAGUUCGCCUCUAA
This is a messenger RNA of Cyclospora cayetanensis, 3042 nucleotides long. RefSeq names its product plectin. The transcript is spliced from 11 exons. Gene Ontology annotation, cellular component: nucleolus; small-subunit processome. Bases 1 to 3042 code for a protein of 1013 amino acids. NCBI's taxonomy places the organism in Eukaryota, Apicomplexa, Conoidasida, Eucoccidiorida, Eimeriidae. The record is from RefSeq and is a predicted model, not a curated record. Gene Ontology annotation, biological process: rRNA processing.